Notothenia coriiceps (black rockcod) is the source of this 2031-nucleotide messenger RNA. Its product is annotated as myocyte-specific enhancer factor 2A-like. The transcript is spliced from 10 exons. Gene Ontology annotation, biological process: cell differentiation; positive regulation of transcription by RNA polymerase II. NCBI's taxonomy places the organism in Eukaryota, Metazoa, Chordata, Actinopteri, Perciformes, Nototheniidae. The record is from RefSeq and is a predicted model, not a curated record. Bases 203 to 1516 code for a protein of 437 amino acids. Gene Ontology annotation, molecular function: protein dimerization activity; RNA polymerase II cis-regulatory region sequence-specific DNA binding; histone deacetylase binding.
CAGUAUCUGUCCUCCAGAGCUUCAAAAGGAGUUUAUCCUCCUGUCUUGGCACAUACUGACACAUUCAGUAAGCCAUGCCAAACUGAUACUGGAGUAACCCAGCUGCCAGUGGAACUAUGUGUUGAGGACUGCCUGUUGAAGUCUUAACUACCUGGAGCCCUCUCAUAUUCUUCUUUGGCUGUUGGAGGAAUUCGUUUUGACAAUGGGGAGGAGGAAGAUCCAGAUCGCCCGGAUCGUGGAUGAAAGGAACAGACAGGUGACUUUCAUGAAGAGGAAGUUUGGUCUGAUGAAGAAGGCCUAUGAGCUGAGCGUUCUGUGUGACUGCGAAAUCGCCCUCAUUAUCUUCAACAGCUCCAACAAGCUGUUCCAGUAUGCCAGCACCGACAUGGACAAGGUCCUGCUGAAAUACACCGAGUACAACGAACCCCACGAGAGCAGAACCAACUGCGACAUUGUAGAGGCCCUGAACAAGAAGGAGCACAGAGGCUGCGACAGCCCUGACGCUGACGCCACUUACGUCCUCACGCCCCAUACUGAGGAGAAGUACAAAAAGAUUAAUGAAGAGUUUGACAACAUGAUGAAGUGUCAUAAACUUACCACCAACCUUCCACAGCAGAACUUCCUGCAUGGCAGUAUGGUGUACAGCCCUGGUGCAGGAGGAGGGGGAGGAGGAGGAGGAGCGACCUCCCAGGCUCUCGCUGCAGCCACAGCAGCUCUGGCUGACAGUGGGAUCCUCUCCUCACCUCACACACACCUCCACAGAAACAUUAACCCCUCACAGAGACCUCCCAGCACUGGAAACACAGGUGAUAUGGCUCUACAAAAUGGAUCUGGGUCUGUAAACGGUUUUGUGGGCUCCCCUGGUGGAGGCAGCUUGGGGAAGAUCCUACAACCCAAAUCUCCUCCUCUUCCACACAAUAGCCGCAAAACGGACCUCCGAAUGGUCGUCCCUCAGUCUAAAGGAAUGAUGCACACACUCGGUACCCAGAGGCUGAGUGGCAGUCUGUCCACCCCGGUGGUCUCCAUCUCCACACCCAGUCUGUCCCACCAGAGUCUGGUCUACUCCAGCAUCGGCUCUCCGUACAACAACGAUUACUCUCUGAACAGUCCUGAGCUGUCGGGCUACUCCCCCACUGCAGGACUCUCUUUGGGCUCCUUGACGGCGUGGCAGCAGCACCAGCUGAGCUCACUGGGGUCUGGGAGCUCCAGUCUCUCCAUCAACACCGACCACGACAUCAACAUCAAAGCUGAACCGACCUCCCCGCCCCGCAACCACCUCAGCCAAUCAGGGUACAUGACCCAGGCUCACGGCCCUCCUCAUCCUCACGCCUCCAGCAGAGCAGAGAUGGGGAGAUCUCCCGCAGACAGCAUCAGCUCCUCCUGCAGCUCCCACGAGGGCGGAGGCAGCGACCGGGAGGAGCAGCUGAGGCGGGACUUCCUCCCUGUGAGCCACUCAGAGGGCAUGGAGGGUCCAGCGACGGUCAAACGAAUGCGAAUGGACAGCUGGGUGACAUAAAGCCUGCAGUCACAUGAUGUCACAACAGCAGGAAGAACACAGGAAGGACACUGUUAUGCAAAUGUAUUUUAUUGAUGUGUUCUGUUGUGUUAUUAAGUUUUCAUUUAUUUUGUGGUCAGAUUUUCAGUCAGACUGCAUAUUCUGGAUCCGUCUAAAUUCUCUCAUCAACUUUCAGAGAAUCUCAAAAGGAAAACUUCACCAACCAAAUGGUCAUAUGUAUAUCAAAUCCUCACUCCGUGUUACUUUGGAUUCUUGAAGAACAAUGCGUUUCCCUCGCAUGCCUCAACAUCGAAUCAAGAAUAUAAGAAGAAAUAAUAACCAACAUCUAAUUAUUUUUUACAUUUUAUGCAUUAACAAUCACAGGCUUGUAAUGCUUUGCAAGUUGUUAGUAAAUAGUCAUUUUAAGAAUCAGAAUCAGUAAAUUGUAUUUAUCCCGGGGGAAAAUUGACAAUAUUAGAAUUAUAUAAAAUAAAAUAGAAUAAAAUAUUUACUUUAACGUAAGGCGUUAAGGUAAG